This is a messenger RNA of Brettanomyces bruxellensis, 3702 nucleotides long. RefSeq names its product class II myosin (gene MYO1). Lineage: Eukaryota; Fungi; Ascomycota; Pichiomycetes; Pichiales; Pichiaceae. The record is from RefSeq and is a predicted model, not a curated record. The coding region runs from base 1 to 3702 and encodes 1233 amino acids. The transcript has a single exon. Gene Ontology annotation, molecular function: actin filament binding; ATP binding; microfilament motor activity. Gene Ontology annotation, cellular component: actin cortical patch; microvillus; cytoplasm. Gene Ontology annotation, biological process: actin filament organization; vesicle transport along actin filament; endocytosis.
AUGGCCGGCUUUCUUAGAAAAAGAAAUAGAAACCGGAAUAAAACGGUUCCGCCUCCUAAAAAAGGAAGCGGGAAGAUAAAAAGGGCCCAGUAUGAGCACUCAAGAAAGAAAGAAGUCGGUGUUUCGGAUCUCACUCUUCUUUCAACGAUCUCAGAUGAAUCUAUAAAUGAAAAUCUACAUAAGAGAUUUGAAAAUGGUAUCAUUUAUACAUAUAUUGGUCAGGUUUUAAUUUCCGUGAACCCCUUCAGAGAUUUGGGAAUUUACACUCAAGAAGUUAUCGAUUCAUAUAAGAAUACCAAUAGAUUAGAAGUUCCUCCUCAUGUGUACGCAAUUGCUGAGUCAAUGUAUCAUAAUAUGGUUGCAUACAGCGAAAGCCAAUGCGUUAUUAUUUCAGGUGAAUCUGGUGCCGGAAAAACGGAAGCUGCUAAACGUAUCAUGCAGUACAUUGCAAACAUUUCUGGUUCGAUGACUACAUCCGCUGAAAUUAAGCACAUCAAUGAUAUGGUCUUGGCAACAAAUCCGCUAUUGGAAUCAUUUGGAUGUGCAAAGACUCUUCGGAAUGAUAACUCUUCGCGACACGGAAAAUACCUUGAAAUUAACUUUAACAAGGCAUUCGAGCCUGUUUCAGCCAACAUUACGAACUAUUUGUUGGAGAAACAAAGGGUUGUUGGCCAGAUUCAGAAUGAGAGAAACUUCCAUAUCUUUUAUCAAUUCACUAAAGGUGCCAGUGAUAAAUAUAGACAAACGUAUGGUGUUCAACAACCAGAGCAAUAUUUAUACACAUCUGCAUCCGGAUGUACUAGUGUGGAUUCGAUUGAUGAUUUGGCCAAUUUCAACGAUACGUUGAAGGCCAUGGAUGUUAUUGGUAUUACCGACGAGGAAAGAGACCAAAUUUUCAGAAUUUUAGCAGGCAUUCUUUGGAUAGGAAAUAUCACGUUCACAGAAGACGAGGAAGGUAAUGCUGCUAUUGCUGACACUUCAGUCACAGACUUUGUGGCAUACCUUCUUCAGGUCGAUGCUCAAACCCUUUGCAAAUCUGUUGUUGAGCGUACAAUUCAAACAUUUCACGGAAUGAGACGUGGCUCCAUUUACCAUUCUCCAUUAAAUCCAGUUCAGGCAACGGCAUCACGUGAUGCUCUUGCCAAGGGUCUAUACACAAAUCUCUUUGAUUGGAUUGUUGACAGAGUGAAUCUCUCCUUUUCGAAUAUGAACUCGGCCACUUUUAAAUCCAUCGGAAUUUUGGAUAUUUAUGGCUUUGAGAUUUUUGAGCAUAACUCUUUUGAACAGCUGUGUAUUAACUAUGUGAACGAAAAGUUGCAGCAGAUUUUUAUUCAGCUUACAUUGAAAAGUGAACAGGAUGAAUAUGUUCGUGAAAAGAUUGCAUGGACACCCAUUAAAUACUUCAACAACAAAGUGGUGUGUGAUUUGAUCGAGGCAAAACGUCCCCCAGGUAUCUUUGCUGCGUUGGAUGAUGCCUGUGCUACUGCUCAUGCCGAUUCGGUGGCAGCAGAUCAGUCGUUUUCUCAGAGAUUGGGAAUGCUUGACAGUAAUCCGCAUUUCAGCUCUCGUGGCUCUAAGUUUAUCAUUAGACAUUAUGCUGGUGAUGUCACAUAUGACAUUAAGCACAUCACCGAUAAGAAUAAGGAUCAGCUUUUGAAUGAUUUGUUGGAAAUGAUUCAGACCUCACAGGAUCCGUUUGUCCACACUUUGUUCCCAAACAAGGUUGACGAGAACAACAAGAAGAGACCACCAACAGCCUCACAAAAGAUCAAGAAAAGUGCCAAUGAUUUGAUGACAACUUUAUCACGUGCUACCCCAUCAUAUAUACGUACAAUCAAACCGAAUGAUCAUAGAUCUGCCACGGAAUACGACGUUUCACAUGUCCUCCACCAGAUCAAGUAUUUGGGUUUGAAGGAAAAUGUCCGUAUCCGUCGUGCAGGUUUUGCAUACCGGCAGACGUUUGAAAAAUUCGUCGAGCGUUUUUACUUGCUUUCUUCCCAGACUUCAUAUGCUGGUGAAUAUAUCUAUCAGGGAGAUGCAAAAACGGCCACCGAGAUUAUUCUUAAAGAUGCGGGUUUUCCAGGUACUGAAUGGCAGCUUGGUGUCACGAAAGUAUUUAUUAAAAAACCGGAGACUUUGUUUGCUUUAGAGGACAAGAGGGAGAACUACUGGGCCAGCAAGGCAAAAAUUAUUCAAAGAGCCUGCAGGCGCUAUUUGAGGCGUCGUGAGAGGGCUGCACGUAUUGUGCAAAGAUUAUGGAGAGCUCGGAUUACUGGAGAAGCGGACAAAUAUAUUGCUCUAAGAGAUUAUGGUUCGAAGAUGCUUGGUGGCCGGAAACAGAGGCGGAGACUUAGUAUCCUCGGUUCAAGAUCAUAUUUAGGAGAUUACUUGGGUUGCAACGACCAAACAGGCGGCUUUGGAAAGUUUCUUAUGGAUGCCAUUGGAGCUUCCUACAAAAUUUCCUUCUCGGCUAGAGGCCAACAGCUUCACUCGAAGUUUGGCAGGUCUGCCGAACGGUUGCCUAAAAUAUUUUUGAUCACAUCAUCCGGGGAUUUUAUCAUCGUUGGGCAGCAGAUUAUCGAAGGGCAGGCGAAAUAUUCGAUAGAGGAGAAGAUUUCGGCCAACCAAAUUCCAAAAAUUUCGAUGUCCAGUUUUGCAGAUGAUUGGCUCGCGGUUAACUUGCGGUCAAGCACGAAACCCGAUUUAUUCAUCAACACGAUGUUCAAGACAGAGCUGGUUACCCGAUUGAAGAAGGCAAACUCAGCAUUGCAAAUCGAGAUCGGGCCUACUGUUUCAUAUGCCAGGAAGCCAGGGAAGAUGCGGACUAUCAAGUUCCGGAGCUCUUCAGAGGCCCCUGCUGAAGGUGACAUUUACAAAUCGUCGACGGUGACGGUUAGGCAAGGGCUCCCUGGAUCAAUGCAGUCGAAACCUAAACCAAAAGGUAGAAGUAUCAUUUCAAAUGCAGUUGCAAAGUACAAAUUGACGCUUGCAGCAACUGGUGCAGGCUCAGUAUUUCAGCGACAAGCACAUACACAAUCGGUAAGACAAGGCAUACAGCAACCUGUUAGAAGACCGGCUCAGCAACAGACGAGGCCAGCUCAGCAACCAGCUAUUCAGCAGUCGGUGAAUCGGCACGAGAGCCAGAGACAGCCUGUACAGCCAAGCCAGCCACAAAUUAAGAGUAGACCCGUUGUUAACAAGCGUUCGGCUCCUCCACCACCUCCUCCACUUCAACAGCAGAAACCAAAGUGGCCAACAUACAAGGCGGCUUAUGACUUUCCAGGCAGUGGUUCACCAUCAGAGCUUCCUGUUAUGAAAGACACAGUUAUAUACGUUCUCCAGGAUGCGGGUAAUGGGUGGUCACUUGGAAAGACGCUUGAUGAAUCGAAAGAGGGAUGGGUUCCAACUGCGUAUAUUGUGAAAUGUGAACCACCAAAGUCUAAGUCGAGACCGGCACCGCCACCACCUCCUUCGCUUUCCACUAAAAACAGAUCCCAGAAGUCUUUACAACAGGAUGCCCAAUUAAGCAAUGGAACUAAGCCAGCCAGCAAUGGGAAUGAUCUGGCCUCCGGGUUGGCAGCAGCCUUGAAGGAGAAGAAGGAGAGCGAAUCUACCAUGGCUAAUGAUCUUGCUGCGGCUAUUAGAAGAAAAGCUCGCAGGGAAAGUGAUGACGAAGAAGAAGAGGAAGAUGACGAUUGGUGA